AUGUCUCCCUUUCCUCACCUCGACAAGCGCCAGACACUGCUGGCCGCCGCUCUCGCGCUCCCUCUGCUCUUGCGUCUCCUGCGCACACGCAGGGGGCCCUCGCGCGAACAGGUCCUCCCUCCCAGCUCGGAACGUGUUGUCCUCCUCGGUGCCAGCUCUGGUAUCGGCAAGGAUCUCGCGGUCGCAUAUGCGAAGCGCGGUGCCAAGAUCUGCCUCGUCGCUCGCCGCGCCGAGGUUCUCGAUGAUGUGCGUGACCAGCUUGUUGCUCUGGGCCUCCCCGCCGACCGCGUCCUCUGUGUCCCGGCCGAUAUCACCAAGGUUGAUGACCUGAUCGCCGUCCGCGAGGCCGUUCUGGAGGCGUGGGAGGGCUUUGACACGCUGCACAUUCUCGCGGGCGUGCCGUCGACCCGCACGCUCCUGCAGCUCGCGGGCGUCAACCUCGUGCCCGACCCGACGGACACGUCUGCCAAGCCCCGCCUGAUCCCCACCGCCAUUGACGAGACGGGCAACCUCGCGCCUACAUCGCUGCCGGCCAAGGCGGGGCUGGACGCGCUCGCCAUCGAGGCGCGCGCAUGUGGCGAGAUCAACUACGUCGGCACUGUCCUGGCGCUCGCGACCUUCCUCCCGCUGCUGGCAAGCACGUCGCCGUCGCCGGCCGUGCACCACCUCAGCUCUGUGGCCGCCGCGAUCGCCGCGCCCUCCCGCUGCCUGUACAGCGCGACCAAGGCGGCCGCGUACAUGGCCGUCGAGUCGGCACGCGUCGAGUGCGAGGGCAUGGGCGUGCGCUUCUUCUCGCUCCUGCCCGGCACGAUCGACAACGAGUUCCGCACCAAGACGGCCACGGCGCAGACCGGCGGCAACUGCGAGGUGCACAACGGCGUAAAGUCCCAGUGGGGCGACAAGAUUCUGCUCAAGCCGUCCCAGGUCGUCGACACGGUGCUCACGCACCUCGCCCUGCCGACCGGCAAGUACCCGCUCAUCCCAUACCCGCCCUUCUCGUGGAUCUCGGGCCUGGCGCUCCCUCCCAAGCCCACGUUCUUCCUGCCCUUCAUCUACAAGGCUGCCACGAUCCUCCAGCUCACUCCACUCGGAUACCUCUAUGUGGAGCCCAACGCGCGCAAAAAGUACGGCCUCCGCGCUUAG
Messenger RNA from Apiotrichum porosum, 1143 nucleotides. RefSeq lists its product as uncharacterized. NCBI's taxonomy places the organism in Eukaryota, Fungi, Basidiomycota, Tremellomycetes, Trichosporonales, Trichosporonaceae. The transcript has 3 exons. The record is from RefSeq and is a predicted model, not a curated record. Bases 1 to 1143 code for a protein of 380 amino acids.